AUCACGACAAUCCAACCCUGACACCUCUCCCACCCUCGAAAAUGUCUAGCACAGACUGUCUGCAGCCCCCCCUCACCCCACCCCAGCGCGAAAUCGUCAAGAGAUAUGGCGGAUGGACCCAGUUCAUGCAUAGUUUUGGGCUGAAGCCUUGGGAUGAAGAGGAUGCUGAGGAGGGGUUGAGGAUUCUGGUUGCGUUUGAGCAUGAUGAUGAUGAGUAGAAGAGGGGGGGGUGUCAAACCUAGUAUCAUUCAGUAUCAUGCCUACUCAGGUGUCUGGACACCUUUUUAGUCGAGUGGUCUGUUUGGUCUGUCAGGAGAGAAGCUUGGGACGGAUGUCUAGUUAUAAUCCAGGUAGGGUUAUUUCAGGAUGAUGGCAUCUGGAUAUCGUGAUUGCCGGGAUAUGGCUCCAGCAGUUAGAAUCCAUAUCAGAAAUAAUGGAUGUGCUUUGUUCG
Molecule: messenger RNA, 451 nt
Organism: Aspergillus heteromorphus CBS 117.55
Lineage: Eukaryota; Fungi; Ascomycota; Eurotiomycetes; Eurotiales; Aspergillaceae
Exons: 2
Coding region: 42-218 (58 amino acids)
Source: RefSeq, a predicted model, not a curated record